AUGGAUAAGCGCCGGCUGAACCUUAGGAUUCUGGCAUCUCCUGGCACUUUCUUCUCCUUUUCCGGCCAGUCAGAGGGCGAUCCUUUGUUCCUCCGCUCGGCGAUUUCUCAGUUGGGCUUGGGGAAACUGCUAGAAGUGUUCCGGCGGAUGACUCAGUCGACUCGCUAUCGACUCCUACUUGUUGGCUUCUACAUGCGAUUAUGGUACUGCGAGAGUACUACUGGGUUCAAAGUUUUCACUAGAAUGGUGGCUGUGGACGACGAAAACCGAAGGAAUUGUGUCAUCCAAACCUUGGGGAAGAGUCAUUAUCAGUUUAAGGAUGGAGUAGGGACGAUUCCGUCCGUACCCGCCACUGACGCCACCAGUCGGUAUCUUCAAACGGAAAUCUUCCAUUUUCCUUCGUUACCUAUAAUGGAAACCAAAACGAUGUCGAAGAUUUGCUACGUUUGUGGUAAGCGCUAA
Aspergillus oryzae RIB40 is the source of this 462-nucleotide messenger RNA. RefSeq lists its product as uncharacterized. The record is from RefSeq and is a predicted model, not a curated record. The transcript has a single exon. The coding region runs from base 1 to 462 and encodes 153 amino acids. Lineage: Eukaryota; Fungi; Ascomycota; Eurotiomycetes; Eurotiales; Aspergillaceae.